CAUUGAUUCCCAUUGACUUUGCUGAUAAGUUCAACACUGCAAUCUUUCCCGCACGGCCAAUAUGCAACCACAUUAUGCCAAUGGACUUAUGGCUAUUGGUACUAUUGAUCUUCAUGGAUAAUAGAUAUCCUCUUGACUAUCUACCAUAUCUCCAGUCUCCUUCCAGAGACCUUCCAUUAGUUCUCACUCGCCUCAGUGCCUCCUUUGACUCAACACUACUUUGGUCUGGAUCAGUCUCAGGUGGUGAAGAAGACAAGGCUCAGGGAGAGGAGAACCUAGAGCGUAGUUUCUUACGUGCCUGUGAUAUUAUCGUUGCCUGAAAU
This is a messenger RNA of Colletotrichum phormii, 323 nucleotides long. RefSeq lists its product as uncharacterized. The coding region runs from base 75 to 320 and encodes 81 amino acids. Lineage: Eukaryota; Fungi; Ascomycota; Sordariomycetes; Glomerellales; Glomerellaceae. The transcript has a single exon. The record is from RefSeq and is a predicted model, not a curated record.